Saccostrea cuccullata (small rock oyster) is the source of this 1810-nucleotide messenger RNA. RefSeq names its product beta-1,3-galactosyl-O-glycosyl-glycoprotein beta-1,6-N-acetylglucosaminyltransferase-like. The transcript has 3 exons. The record is from RefSeq and is a predicted model, not a curated record. Gene Ontology annotation, cellular component: membrane. Gene Ontology annotation, molecular function: acetylglucosaminyltransferase activity. Lineage: Eukaryota; Metazoa; Mollusca; Bivalvia; Ostreida; Ostreidae. Bases 216 to 1772 code for a protein of 518 amino acids.
UGCCUGAUAAAAUACCUUGCACUCUGUGGAAAUAUCUAAGGAUAAACCCAUGGGUCUAGAGCAACGAGUCCAAACUAUCUGAGUCGCACCUUUCAGUUUAUUUACUGUUGGUUGUCACUGAAUGGAUUUCCUUCUAAAGUAUUAAUCAGAUUCUAGUGAGGUAAACACAGUAAGCCCUUCGAUGUUUUCACGAUGAAACAGUACUUAGUGAUACCAUGAAGAGUAAAAUGAAACAGAUGAGGACUAAUUUCGUAGUUUGUGUCAUUCUUGUCUCAGCACUACUUGCGAUUCAUGUAUGGAAUUCUAGCAACCUAUCUGGAUCGGAGAAAACUACGCAGAAUCUAUACAAAUUCAUCGCAAGCAAUUUGAAAUAUGACAGAAAUGGAACUUUGACUGUAUAUGGACAAUUUCAAAACCGUUUAAGUUCCAGUGACAUGUUGGAAAUAAAUAAUAUUUCUAUGAUCAUCAAAGAGAUAAUAAGUGAUUACGAAGAGCAAAAAGCUACACAAAGAGAGCGACUGCGAAAGCACAGGGAACAGUUUAGUGCUAGUGUUGGAACAAAUACAUCCCUUGUCUCCUAUUCGCCAUUAUACAAGAGAUCAGAGACAAACUCAACCCUAAGGAAAAAUUUAAUAUCGCAAAAUUAUUUUACUAAAAAUCGUCCAAUUAAAAAUGUAAACUGCGGUUUACUUUUUGAAGGUAACGCCAAGGAGGUGGAAAAAGCCAAGCGUUUAAGCAAAGCUAUUUCUUUCCAAACAAGGAGCAAGACUUUUGUUAAUCAGACAAGGGACUGUGAAAAAUUUAUAAAAAGCAAAGGAUAUAUAAUGGAUUCAUUAACAGACGAAGAACAAAAUUUUCCUAUCGCAUACAGCAUCAUGGCUUAUAAAAGUCCAGAACAAUUUGAAAUGUUAUUCAGGGCGAUAUACCGUCCCCAAAAUGUUUACUGUCUGCAUAUAGACAAGAAAACCCCCAACAGUAUUUUUGAGGAGUUUUCAAGUAUCAUAAAAUGUUUUCCAAAUGCAUUUUUAGCUUCCAAGCGGAUAUUGGUGAAUUGGGGGUAUAUGAGUGUGCUGACCCAAGAAUUAGUUUGUAUGGAGGACUUGUUAAAAUAUAAAAAGUGGAAGUAUUUUAUUAAUUUGACAGGACAGGAAUUUCCUCUCCGUACAAAUUAUGAAAUUGUGAAGAUACUCAAAAUCUACAAUGGUGCGAAUGAUCUUGAGUCCACCAUUAAAAGAGCCAACAAAGUUCGCUGGUUAGCUGCGGGAACACCUCCAAACCAGAUUCGACCUGUCAAGGGAUCGGUUCACAUCACAGUGAACAGGAAGUUUGUGGAAUACGUCGUAAAUAAUCCUGUUGCAAAAGAUUUCUUAAACUGGACAAGGAGAGUAGCAGUGCCAGACGAGACAUUCUUUGCUUCUCUGAACCACAACCCUCAACUACAAAUCCCUGGAAGUUACAAAGGUGAACCAGAGACAGAUCGAUUUGAUAAGCCCUUUCUAACGCGCUUUAAGAACUGGGGCACGGGGGUCUUUAACUGGCCGUGUCAUGGACGUCGUGUCAGACAAAUCUGUAUCUUCGGAAUCGGCGAUCUUCCUCUUCUGGCACGAAGACCAGAAUUCUUUGCCAACAAAUUCUACCUGUACUAUCAGACUUACGCCUUGCAGUGCAUGGAAGAGCUACAUUACAACAGAACAAGAGACGUGUAUCACCAACAGCUUGAAUUUCAAGCAGAUUAUUAUGAGAAUUUGGAAUUUAUCAAACACGUAGUGUAAAAUUAAACUUGUAUGGAAAUGCUUCAUUUGCCAUUUGG